Loxodonta africana (African savanna elephant) is the source of this 5299-nucleotide messenger RNA. It is a transcript of the gene MEP1A, whose product is annotated as meprin A subunit alpha. The record is from RefSeq and is a predicted model, not a curated record. The transcript is spliced from 11 exons. Gene Ontology annotation, biological process: proteolysis. Gene Ontology annotation, molecular function: protein binding; zinc ion binding; metalloendopeptidase activity. Bases 2368 to 4512 code for a protein of 714 amino acids. NCBI's taxonomy places the organism in Eukaryota, Metazoa, Chordata, Mammalia, Proboscidea, Elephantidae. Gene Ontology annotation, cellular component: membrane.
UUCUCGGGUCCCACCCCAGACCUACUGAAUCAGAAAACUGUGUUUUAACAAGCCCUCCAGGGGAUGCUGAUGGUAAAGUUUGAGAACCACUGCUCUAAGACAAAGGAGUCUUGGUGGUGCAAGUGGUUUGCAAUAGGCUGCUGACUCAAAGCUUGGUGGUUUGAAUUCACCCAGUGACUCAGCAGAAGAAAGAGCUGGCAAUCUGCGUUUGUAAAGAUCACAACCAAGAAAACCCUAUGGAGCAGUUCUACUCUGUAACACAUGGGGCGCCAGAAGUUGGCAGCUGACUCGAAGACAGCUCACAACAACAGGCUCUAAGAUGUCAAGGCUUUCUGCCUCAGGACCUUUCUAUCUGCUGUCGCUUCUGCCUCUAACACUCUUCAAAAACUCCUUCACAUCCCUCAGAUUUCUGCUUAUCAUGGAGUAUUUCUCUGACUGCCCUUUGUUAAAUAGCAACCCUUCCUCACCUGGGUACCCUUUAUCCCCCUUUACCACUCUCAGUGUUUUUCUAUUGCAUAAAUCACCACCUGACACGCUCUACCUGUAUUAGCUUGUUUGUUUGUCUGCCCACCCCCAUCUCCCAAUCAAGAAUGUCGUCUCCCUGAGGGCUUGUUUGGUUUCCUGCUAUAUCCUCAGCAUCUAGAACAAUGUCUAGGACAUAUUACAAACAAAAACCAAACCAGUUGCCGUGGAGCGAUCCUGACUCAGGGCGACAUACUAGGCACAAAGUAGGUAGGUGCUAGAUAAAGGAAUUGGGUGGUGAAGAGAUUGGGACUUGGACAUUUCACUGGAUAUAUUCUACUUUGAGUAUAUGCUUCCUCUGUUGCAUCCACCCACUUUUGACCCUCUCCAUGCUACCAGCUAUUGGGUCCAAAGUCUGAGUGGGCUCGUUCAAAACCCCCCUAAGCCACAGGCUAGGGGUUAGAAAAAUGCAUACUUUUGUUCAUAGGAAGCCUAAAUGAAAGUGUGGGUGGACCAGCACAUAUUACUCUUACUGACAGUGGUACAGUGGUGUCAUUGCUGAGUUUGUUGUGCUGUUACCAUACAGGGUCUCUAUGUGUCAGAAUCAACUCGAUGGUGGUGAGUUAGAUUAGUUUUUAGUUACCAUAUAAAUAAGCUAGGGUUAUGGAGGUCAAGCAAAGCUAGGAAAUGUGUGGAUAUGGAAAGGGGAUGAUGCAGAGACAGGCUUAGUCUGAAACGUGUCACCUCCUACCUAAUUCCCCCUUGGUGUCAUUUGCAGAGACCUAGCCCUGCUCCUGAAUGAACCACUGUUGUUAGGCAGUUCCCCAUAGGGUUUUCUUAGCUGUAAUCUUUAUGGAAGCAGAUUGCCAGGUCUUUCUCCUGUGUAGCCACUGGGUGGGUUUAAAGCCCCAACGCUUAACCGUUUACGCCACCAGGGCCCCUUGAGUGAACAUACCGAAAAACCAAGCCCGCUGCCAUUGAGUUGAUUCCAACUCAUAGCACAAAGUAGAACUGCCCCAUAGGUUAUCCAAGGAAUGGCUGGUGGAUUCGAACUGCUGACCUUUUGAUUGGCAGCCGAAAUCUUAACCACUGCUAAAUACGGCCUUUGUAACCAUAUUAGCCUAUAGCGAUCAUUCUCUGGCUUGGCCUCCACACCUGUAAAGAGGGACUGUCCUCAUAAUGAACCGUAAUCUAUUGAUCUUGUCUGAAGCAGUUUGUGUUUUACAGGGUGACUGCUAGUCACAUAAGGGCUGUGAUAAGUGUCAUUCUUUUAAAUGCUUAGGAAGCUUUCCCACAAGGAACUUCCUUUUUAAGGAUCUUAUUUUUAGAAACAGUGUGAAGCUAGAAUUGAGCAACACCAGCAGUGGUAGAGUACACUCUGCUAGUCUCCUGACAGGAGAUGUUUGGAAGUGCAGCUUUAAACGGAUCUGUCUACAUUCACCUGAUCCUCCUUAUUACAAGGCAUCACUUUGAGCUUGGCUUUGGCGGGUACCGUUAUCUUUUCAAGGGACAGAGCAAAACCUAUCCAUUUACUUAGGGAUGAGAAGCAGGAUGGUACAAUAACAGAAACGGCCCUGACAGGAGUCAGGAGUUCUAGUACUGGGUGGGCCAUUGACCACUUAGCACAUCACUUACUGUCUUUGGACUCUGUUUCUUUCCCUGGAGUAUAAGAGGUUUGGAGUCUGUGAUCAGUAAGAUCCCUUUUAUUCUCUUAUUCUAAGACUCUUGGACAAUGCUCCUUGUUCCAAAAAUGAAAACAAUGUAUGCGUUGAUAUGUGGCACUUGUGAGCUGUUUUUUAGAGGGAAUUUUUGUAUUAUUUCAAAAAGAGUUUCAUACAUAAAAAUUAAUACUUAAAGAUUGAUAAUGACAAAGAUUAAUUUUAUUAUAAGAGGUGUCUUUUAGCAAUGCUCAUUCAGAUAUUCUUUUUAUUAAAUCCACAUUUAGAUGCAGGCCUGGACCUCUUUCAGGGAGAUAUCUUUCUGCGGAACUCCAGAAAUGCCGUGAGAGACCCAACCACCAGGUGGAAGUUCCCCGUUCCUUACAUUCUGGCGGAUAACUUGGACCUGAAUGCUAAAGGAGCCAUUCUCUAUAGCUUUGAAAUGUUCCGCCUCAAGUCUUGUGUGGAUUUCAAGCCCUAUGAAGGCGAGAGCUCCUAUAUCAUAUUUCAGAAGUUUGGUGGAUGCUGGUCAGAGGUUGGUGACACGCAUGUGGGACAGAAUCUUUCCAUUGGCCAGGGGUGUGACGAUAAGGCCAUCAUUGAACAUGAGAUCCUGCAUGCUCUGGGAUUUUACCACGAGCAGUCAAGGACUGACCGAGACGAUUAUGUGACCAUCUGGUGGGAUGAAAUUAUUUCAGGUUACGAGCACAACUUUAACACCUAUGAUGACAGCGUCAUCACAGACCUCAACACGCCCUAUGAUUACGAAUCUUUGAUGCACUACGCACCUUUCUCAUUUAACAAGAAUGAUAGUGUCCCUACCAUCACGGCCAAAAUCCCUGAGUUUAAUUCCAUCAUUGGGCAGCGCCUGGAUUUCAGCGCCAUUGAUUUAGAAAGGCUGAACCGGAUGUACAAUUGCACAACAACUCACACCCUUCUGGACCACUGUGCUUUUGAGAAGGCAAACAUCUGUGGCAUGAUUCAGGGCACCAUAGACGAUGCUGACUGGGUUCAUGAGAACAGUGUGUGGCCUGGGCAAGUGGAUCACACCUUGGUGGGACGCUGCACAGGUGCUGGCUACUUCAUGCACUUCAGCACCAGCUCAGGGUCAGCAGAAGAGGCAGCCCUGCUGGAGUCUCGGAUUCUUUACCCAAAGAGGAAGCAGCAGUGCUUGCAGUUUUUCUACAAAAUGACGGGAAGCCCUUCAGACCGACUCGUCCUCUGGGUCAGGAGGGACGACAGCACGGGCAGUGUUCGCAAGCUCGUCAAGGUGAAGACCUUCCAAGGAGAUUUUGAUCAAAAUUGGAAAAUUGCUCAUGUGACACUCAGAGAGGAAAAGAAGUUCCGCUACCUUUUUCAGGGCACAAAAGGUGACCCCCAGAACUCCACUGGGGGAAUUUACCUUGAUGACAUCACUCUGACAGAAAUGCCAUGCCCCACAGGGGUUUGGACAAUACGGAACUUCUCCCAGGUUCUUGAGAACACAGUAAAAGGAGACAAGCUUCUGAGCCCUCGGUUCUAUAAUUCAGAGGGAUACGGUUUUGGGUUGACCUUAUACCCCCAUGGCAGAAUAACCUCCACUAUCUCUGGCUACAUCAGACUUGCUUUUCACUUGUGCAGUGGAGAGAAUGAUGCUAUCCUGGAGUGGCCAGUUGUAAACAGACAGGCGAUAAUAACAAUUCUCGACCAGGAGCCUGAUGCUAGGAAUAGGAUGUCCUCCAGCAGGGUGUUCACUACCUCCACGUCCCAGACAUCUCCAGCAAAAAAUGACUCUGUCAUCUGGGACAGACCAUCUGUGAUGGGCUCCUACGAUCAGGACUGUGGCUGUUUCAGAACUGUCGACUGGGGUUGGAAUAAUUUCAUCUCGCAUCAAAUGCUAAAAAGGAGGAGCUUCCUGAAAAAUGAUGACCUCAUCAUUUUUGUGGACUUUGAAGAUAUCACCCACCUCAGCAAGACUGAAGUUCCCACUAUAAACACAAGGCUGGUCCCCCAAGACCUCAUUCUCCAAGGUCAGGAGCAGCAGGCCUCAGAGGAAGCCACAGGGAAGGCCUUGGUAGAGGAAGCCCUACCCAGCAGCCUGGGCCAGGGGCCACCCAGCCGACAGAAGCGGUCAGUGGAGAACAUGAGCCCCAUGGAGGACCACAACGGGCCACAGUACUUCAGAGACCCAUGUGACCCCAACCCUUGCCAAAAUGAUGGCACAUGUGUGAACAUGAAGGGGAUGGCAAGCUGCAGGUGCGUCUCUGGACUCGCCUUCUUCUAUACGGGGGAGCGCUGCCAGGCCAUGCAAGUGCACAGCAGCAUCCUGGGACUGAUGAUCGGAGGCACGGCCAGCGCAAUCUUCUUGACCUUCAUUAUCCUCUCCAUCCUUUCCCAAGGGUCAAGGCAGUGACCUGCCUGACAAUGUUAGCCAGGUUGCAGGAGCGUCUCCUCCCUCAGACCUUCCCUUCCUAUGGUCAGUGCAUUCUGGGGCGGUUUUUAUAAGCUUGCUUUGAUUAGGCCCUCUGAGGACCAGAGUUUUGAACUGGCUCAUUCUGGUUCAACUCCCUGCUGAGAAUUUGCACCUCCGCUCCCCAGAUAUACUGAACCAGAAUCUAUAGUUUAACAAGACCCCCAGGUGAUUCUUAGGUACCUCAAUGUGAUUCUUGUCUAUAUAUAAGAAUCACCUGGAGAAUCUUGUUAAAAUGUAGAUUCUAAUUCAGUAUAUUAGGGGAUGGAAAUGCAAAUUCUCAGUAGGGGAUCCCAGUUCAAAGCCCUGCCAAGGACCAAUGCAUCUAGCCUCAUGUGUGAUCAAUAGUCUUUCUGCCCUGCCCUCAACCUCACAUGGUUCUGUUACCCUGUUAUGUGCUCCUAAAGCAUCUAAUGUGUCCUGGGACAGCACUCAUCACACUUACUAGUAAAUUGCUUGUUUAAUUGAAUGUCAUUCCCAAGACUGUAAGCUCCAGGUGGGCAGGGACAUGUUAUCCUUAUUUGCCAUGUUUGCCCUGAUGCCUAGAACCAUGCCUGGCUGGCACAUUGUGGUCACCCAAUAAAUAUUGAAUGACUGUGUUCCUAAACUCUCAUUUCUACUGGAAAUUAAGAUAUAUAUGGAAAAAAAUCUAUAAGUUGGAUGUAUUAGAAUCAAAUACCUCUCUUCCACUGAGACACAGUGGUGUUAUUGAUCUUUUAAGAUCUUUUGU